Trichomonas vaginalis G3 is the source of this 522-nucleotide messenger RNA. RefSeq names its product small GTPase superfamily, Arf family. Gene Ontology annotation, molecular function: GTP binding; GTPase activity. The record is from RefSeq and is a predicted model, not a curated record. The transcript has a single exon. The coding region runs from base 1 to 522 and encodes 173 amino acids. Gene Ontology annotation, cellular component: microtubule cytoskeleton; cytoplasm. NCBI's taxonomy places the organism in Eukaryota, Parabasalia, Trichomonadida, Trichomonadidae.
AUGGGUUGCUUCAAUAGUUGUUGCAAACCUCAUUCUAAUGCUUUGUUAUUUCUUGGUCUAUGCGAUUCAGGCAAGACUACAAUUGCAUCAUAUAUAGAACAUAGCGCAUUUCGCGUUUCACAUCCAACAUUAGGCGUGCAAAUUACGAAUGCCGUGUACCAAGACCAACGCGUAGAGAUUUGGGAUGUAUCAGGCAGAGAUGUAGCAUAUUGGUCAAGAUAUUAUUCUAUAGCUUCGGGCAUAAUUUUUGUUAUUGAUGGUUUAAAUCUCAAUGAUUUAGAUUUGAUUCUCCAGUAUAUGACUCAAUCCUUAGCAAGGCCAGAUGUUCGACACUUACCAAUUCUUAUUUAUUGCAACAAAAUUUGGGACUCUGAUCCUAAUAACGUAAAACAUAUAAUAGAAGCGAAAUUAGAAUUAAAUAAUCGCGGCCUAAACUAUCAGAUUCAACCUUGCGAUCCAAAAAUCGGAAAAGGAGUUUUAGAAGGUUUUUAUUGGCUCAUGGGACAAAUUCCACACCCAUGA